Molecule: messenger RNA, 3458 nt
Organism: Hypomesus transpacificus
Lineage: Eukaryota; Metazoa; Chordata; Actinopteri; Osmeriformes; Osmeridae
Product: protein NDRG1-like
Exons: 12
Coding region: 1672-2859 (395 amino acids)
Biological process (GO): signal transduction
Cellular component (GO): cytoplasm
Source: RefSeq, a predicted model, not a curated record
CCGCUCAAUCGGCCGUACAUAUCAAGAUAGAAAAACAAGUCAGGAUCAGUUGUGAACUUUGGCCUCCACUAAGAGGUCAUUACUGAGGGAUGGUGUCUGCACAGUGCCAGAUUAUCAGAGCUUCCUUGUCAGUAACAUAACGGCUCUAUGGUGCCGUUGGUGUCUUCAAUCUUUGUUGCCAUGGCUUCGGAGUCAGUGGAGUAUCCUUUUUUUGUGCUGCGUGUUAGAGCACAAUUACACGUGUGAAUGCAGUCUAGAGUAAAAGCAACGUUUGUUAUUUCACUUAAAAUACUUUUUCUUUUAUAUUCCGUUGUCAAAAUAACUCUGUCGCCAUCUAGCGGUGGGAAAGUAUACCAUUUCAUUUUAGGUGAUUUAUCUCGUCUGUACAGCACCUUGGUAAACGUGUUUAAACGUGCUCUAUAAAUACAUUCACUGCCUAUUACAUUUUUGCCAUUGACUACCGCGCUAUAAAAAAUACUAGCCUACUGUACACCGCGCAACGAGGUUAAGACUCUUACCGAGUUCUCAAGUUUUAUCAAAUGUUUUGCUUAAGAUGACCAUGAUACCUGUCAACGUGCUCAAAUCUGGGAGAGCGGGUGCUGCCGGUGUCUCGAGACAGCUAUCAACUCAGCAGAAAACCUACCUCUUUAGCCUAUGCCUGCGCCUCGUCAAUUUAAUUGUAUACAGCGGGACACGUAAUCCCUUAAUUACUUCUCAGCGAGAAGUUGGUGCGUGAGAGCGUGAGUGAGUGUACGGCGAAAGCGUGAGACUUGAGAGCCCCGGUUUAAAUACCCAGUAGCCUAUUUGGACUGGUUAAGUAGGCUAUAGCAACAUGGUUCCAAGAUAACCUAUUUGCACACAGUCCUUAAUUAGUAGCCUAGUUAAGCAGGUAACGGAUCAGACUCCUGGUUUCGUCAACUAGAUAUUUAUACGUAGUGAGUACUUUCCGGAGGCCUUAGAAGCAGAGGUUAAACCUUGAGAGGAUUAGUUUUUCAUCCACACCUGCUCCAAAGUCCUGUCCUGUUUGUGUCGCGUUCCGCUGGCGCUUCAUGUUUAUGAAGCGGCCGGUGACGACCUGACAGCAACCAGGGACCGCGACACCUUCUAUCUAUAACGCAGUAAUUACAUCCGUGACAACAAAUUACACAUUUAAGAGUAUUGUUUAUAGAAGUAAAACACUAGAUCACAACAACCCAAAGUAAAUUGACAGCCUAGCCUACUUGAUAAACUAUGGUUCGAACAUUUGACCUUGUUAUUUUUUAUUCAUUUAAUGCGUCAUUGUUGCCGGGGAAACGUAAUGAUUCUAUUGUAGAUAGUCUACUGAAAGCCAUAUUUGUGCUGUCCGACGUAGGCUUGCCGUGUGUGUUUCAUCAGGAUACUAUGGGUGAAGCAGGUAGCUUUAAAGCUGUCGGCAGGGCCAUGCGCUUGUUUAAGAAGGUGGGGUGAAAUUGCAUCCUGCAAAUGAUGCGAAAAGUGUCAACAGUUCUUAUUGACGUCAAAAAAGACGCUCUCAUUUAAUCCGUUUGACACAUGUAUAACGUGACCCACUUAAUCUAUUUUAACGUAAUGUAGCCAUAUGGUGUGCCGAGUCACGGUGAGCCGCAGGUGCGGGCCUCACCUUGCGGCUGCCGCCACCGGCUGUCACCGGGACAGGCAUAACCCGUGUCCAUUAUGCAGGUCCCGUCUUUGCCGGAAGAAGAUGAGACGGACGAAAAUGCAGAGAGUCACCAGUGCUUCACAGUCAUUCCACUCACUUCUGAUUGCCCCUCGAGAUAUGCAAUUGGGGAGGAGGAUGUGGAGACGCAGUGUGGGCUGGUCCGCUGCUCCGUGAAGGGGGUGCCGAAGAGCGCUCGCCCAGCCAUCCUCACCUACCAUGACAUCGGGCUGACCUACAAGUCGUGCUUCGACCCUCUGUUCAACCACGAGGACAUGCACGAGAUCAGCCGACACUUUGCUGUGGUCCACGUCCACGCCCCUGGGCAGCAUGAGGGAGCCUCCACACUGUCCACAGGGUACACCUACCCCAGCGUGGAGCAGCUCUCUGAGACCCUGCCACAGAUCCUCAAGCACUUUGGAUUGAAGAGUAUUAUUGGACUGGGCAUGGGUGCCGGUGCUUUCAUCCUGGCUAACUUCGCUUUAAACCAUCCUGACAUGGUGGAGGGGCUGACUCUCAUCAACAUCAACGCUGGAGCAGAGGGCCUGAUCGACUCUGUCACACAGAAGAUCAGCGGCUGGACCCACACCCUGCCCGACACCAUCAUCUCACACCUGUUUGGAACUGAGGAGAUCCAGAACAACCACGACCUGAUUGCCACCUACCGCCACCACAUCCAGAACCAGGUGAACCAGGCCAACCUGCAGCCCUUUGUGAGGUCCUACCAGAGCCGGCUUGCUCUGGAGGUGCAGAGGCCAGAGAUAGGCAGCAGCAUCAACGUCAGGACCCUCAAGUGCCAGACUUUGCUGGUGGUGGGCGACCAGUCCCCUGCGGUUGAGGCUGUGGUGGAGUGCAACUCCAAGCUCAACCCCACCAAGACCACCCUGCUGAAGAUGGCAGACUGUGGAGGACUGCCCCAGGUGGACCAGCCUGCUUCCCUGACCGAGGCAUUCAAGUACUUCAUCCAGGGCAUGGGCUACAUGUCGGCGGCCAGCAUGACUCGUCUGGUGCGUUCCCGUACUGCCUCUGGCUCCAGCCUCUCCUCCUUCGAAGGGAACCGGAGCCGCGCCCACACCAACGAGGGGCGGGGCAAAUCCGCCCUCGCCGACCCCCGGGGCAACUCUAACACCGACGCCUCCAUGGAGGGCAUCUCCGUGACAACCUCCGACCACUCGGCGAUUAAGUCCACAGAGAUGGCCUGCUAGGACAACCUCAGCCUCUCGAUCUCCGACCCCUCUGACCUCCGACCCCUCUCGCCCGGCCGGGAAACGAUCUGUCCUCUCUGGUCCUGAGCUUGUUUUCUUUGUCUUCUACCUGCUGUCCUCUCCCCUCCGUCCUCUCCCCUUCCUUCCCACCUGGUCCACCUCUCUGGUCCACCUCUCUGGUCUCUGCCACCACCUGUGUUUCUGCCGAAGAUAAUAAACUCCUGCUGUGUGCCAGACUUCCCUCACGCUCCCUCCCUCCGCUCGCCUGUGGCGUUGUCCACGCCCCUACUCCUCCUCGCUCCUCUCUGCCCCGGCCAGCUUGCCGUCACCCAGCAGGGAGUCACAGAGACCGCUAGGGGUCAGGAGAGAUGGCCAUGCCAGACCACAAGGUUUGACACCAUAAAAUGUAAUCAUAACAUAUUCAUUUAGCAGACGCUUUUAUCUGUCGAAAGCCAUGUACAGCACAGGGGAAUUUGAACCAGAGAUCAACUCGAGCUGCAGGCGUAUGCUCUAACCACUGAGCUAUACCGAUAUGGGUUGUCCAAAACUGAAAACGUAGCGAUAGUAGUCUUGAACAACUGACGUGUUACUGAGUGUUA